UCCGUCAAAAUCCAUCUCCUCCGCUCCACGGUUUCCUCUCCAUCGUUCCCUUUCCUCCUUUCCUCUUUCCUCUUUUGUUCCCCUUUCUUCGUCUCCCGAGUCCUCCCUCCCUGUGGACCUGACCUACCCCCCAAUCCGCCGGCGCCUCCUCACCCCCACGACCCAUCCGCCUCUCACGCGCGCGCCGCCGCCGUCUCCGUACCCGUCCUACCCCGGCGCGUCUCAACCCCGCUCGCAAUUUUGGCCAUUGGCUUCUCAGAUGAUGAACAGUGUAUCAGCAGCCAACACAAGAGUCUAAUCAUAGCAACUCAGUCUCUUACCAACUGCAAAUGGAAUUAGGUGGAAACAAUAUGGGCUCAAAUGAUGGAGCAAACAGCAAAGCUAGCUUGGCAGCGAGGCAGCGGUUACGAUGGACAGAUGAGUUGCAUGAACAAUUUGUUGAGGCUGUUACUCAACUUGGUGGUCCUGAUAGAGCAACUCCUAAAGGAGUUUUGAGGAUUAUGGGUACACCAGGAUUGACAAUAUACCAUGUGAAAAGUCAUUUGCAGAAAUACAGGCUAGCGAAGUAUAUUCCCGACUCUUCAACUGAUGGUAACAAGUCUGAUAACAAAGAUCCAGGGGAUUCACUCGCAGGACUUGAUGGUUCCUCUGGGUUGCAGAUAUCUGAAGCCCUCAAGCUUCAGAUGGAGGUUCAAAAGCGGUUGCAUGAACAGUUAGAAGUACAAAGGCAGCUGCAGCUGCGAAUUGAGGCACAGGGCAAGUACCUCAAGAAGAUCAUAGAAGAGCAGCAGCGUUACGGUGGCAUAAAAUCUGAAACACCUGGAGCUGGCGGUACUGCCACGGUGUCAAGUGAUCAAUUCCCCGACUCCGAGAGGACAGACCCCUCGACUCCUGCACCCACAUCUGAAUCAUCUCAAGGUGUACCUUUCAAAAGGGACAAUGGAGGCCAAACCGAAGCAACGAAGAGCCCAUGUCAUGAUGAACAACUAACCACAGAUUCAAACUGUCAUCCUGGCUCUCCUACGGUCAGUCCGAAGCAUGAGAGGGCAGCAAAGAGGCAGCGAGGCAAUGGCACUGAAUUCUCGGAGGCCGACCUCUCCCUCCCGCAGCAUAUCUUCGAGUCGAGCUCAGGGCCAGAGUUCCAGCAAUGUUCAGUGCCCUACUCAGGCCAUUAGCCUCUGGCGAUUCUAUUCUUAGAAUGUUGUCAUAUCAAGGGAUCUGUACUUUGACAAAGUUGUAGGUGUUUUGAGGUGAUUGUUUACAUGAUCCAUACACAUGACAUGUAUCUAUGUUUGUAGCGUCUUGACAUGUAACUUAUUGGCAGAUGAGUUGGCAAAUUUGGGGGCAUCGUUAGCCUGUUUACAUACUACGUUUUCAACUUCUGUUGUUGUAGUAAUAACCCUGACUUGACAAAAGUGUUAACACUCAGUUUCUCUCCCUUGUAUUGUUAUGGUGAAAAGAGCUUUAGUGAUUAUUAUUUACUCGA
This is a messenger RNA of Brachypodium distachyon (stiff brome), 1486 nucleotides long. Its product is annotated as myb family transcription factor PHL7. Lineage: Eukaryota; Viridiplantae; Streptophyta; Magnoliopsida; Poales; Poaceae. Bases 330 to 1175 code for a protein of 281 amino acids. The transcript is spliced from 7 exons. The record is from RefSeq and is a predicted model, not a curated record. Gene Ontology annotation, molecular function: DNA binding; DNA-binding transcription factor activity.